Schistosoma spindalis is the source of this 2888-nucleotide messenger RNA. The record is from the annotation of a GenBank genome assembly. NCBI's taxonomy places the organism in Eukaryota, Metazoa, Platyhelminthes, Trematoda, Strigeidida, Schistosomatidae.
CUUGAAGUGGCGCGUUUUGCACAUUAGUGUCAGACUGUGGUAUUUUGUUGGUUGUGGUCAAAUUCCGGUAUAUUUCUGUAAAUGAGAUAUGAAGUGCUCUUUGUUCUGUCUAUAUUAGUAAAAUAACCACAUAAUUUAGAGAUCAGCUAUUUAUUGAAUGAUUAUGUCUAUCUUCGCAAAUCAUGAUGCCAUUCAUAUGAAUCAUGGAGUCUCAGACGAAUCCGUUUUAUAUACACAUUCGUAUUUAAUUCCUCCACUAAAUCAACUGGAAAAUGAUAUUCUUAAAUCAGAUCCGGAUAUUCUUACAUGUGUACAGUCUAAUAGGUCUCAUUCACCUAGUCAGCAAAUAUAUGAUAUGCUCGAUAGUACAGUUCUUUCUGAUAAUCCAAUCCAAACCAUAGCUAAUUCUUCAUGCAAAUCUCAAAUCUCACUAAAAUCCAGUUCUUGCGACACAAGUAACGCCAAUUUAAAUGUCGAUAUAAAGCCCUCUUUCAUUUAUACUGAUCAUCCUCAAAUAAUUAACCAAUCCUUCUUAACAGAUCUACACAAUCAUACUGAUAUUCAUACGGUUACUUCGGAUAUCAACCCUAAUCUGUGUCCCAUAGAUGAUUCAAUUAACAGUGCUCAUCUUCAAGAACUUGUUUAUAACACACCUCAAAAAAUUCAUCAUAUGUUGCCUCCCGAUGGUCACCAACACACUGUGUACCCUGAUAAUGUAGUAUCAGAACCAUUCACUUGUCUGCUUGCUUCUGGAAAUUCAAACGAAACCUCCACAUCUUAUUUACCCCAAGUUACAAAAGUUGAGACUAGUUCUUCUCUUACCGUUUCUCAGUCUCCAACGUUGUUGUUUGUCGAGCAUAAUAAGACAAAACCUGAGGGUAGAGAAUGUUUCCUUACACAAAUUCCUUCCGAAUUGGCUAGUCAGUCUUCAUCAGCUACUUCUGUAAAUACAACUAAUUUGAAUCCAAUUUGUGUAAUUUGUGGUGAUAAAGCCAGUGGUAAACAUUAUGGUGUGAUUUCAUGCGAAGGAUGUAAGGGAUUUUUUAAACGAACAGUGCGUAAACAAUUAGUAUAUGUUUGUCGGGAAUCAGGUCAAUGUCCUGUAGACCGACGGAAGCGUACACGUUGUCAGCAUUGCCGUUUCGAGCAGUGCUUAGCAAAGGGAAUGAAGAAGGAAGCUGUUCAAGAAGAGCGUCAUCGUCAACCAUCAUCAAAUCCAGUGCCUUCAAUUUCUAAGCCGCCAAAGAGUGAAAAGAAAGGUCCUGGGCGUCGUUCAGCAUUUAGUAACAAAUCUGCUGACUCAAUUGUCACUGAUCAACAUCCGAACAUUAAUCAUGAUUCGACACCUAGUAUUUCUACAACCGUUACUACUACUGACUGUGUACAAUCUAAUCAAGUCAAGUCAGAAAGUUCAACUACCUGUAUUCAAUCUAAUGAUGUACUGUUAUCCGACGAAACAGAUCUGCCUAAUUUAACAUUACGAUGUUUACUUUCGGCUGAAUUAAGUAUGGAUCCUAAAUUGGCUGUAUCAGAAAGAGGCGAAGCAAUUUAUGAAGAUAUACCUGGUGAUGAUGAUACUGGUUUACAUCCAUUGACUAUAAUCUGUCAGUCUAUUGAACAACAAUUACCUCGAAUAGUUAAUUGGGCACGUCAGUUACCAGUAUUUUCAUCUGCUUAUCUUAGUUUUGAUGAUCAGUUCUGUUUAAUAAAAGCUGCUUGGCCUGAAUUAGUUCUAAUCAGUUCAGCAUAUCAUUCAACUGUUAUUAGAGAUGGUCUGCUUUUAUCAAUUGGACGUCAUCUUGGUAGAGAGGUGGCUAAAUCACAUGGUCUAGGCCCUCUUGUUGAUAGAAUUCUUCACGAACUUGUUGCACGUUUUCGUGAUUUAUCGUUACAAAGAACUGAAUUAGCUUUACUACGUGCUAUUAUUCUUUUUAAUCCUGAUGCUAAUGGCUUAUCAUCACGUCAUCGUGUAGAAGCUGUCAGGGAGCAGCUUUAUUCAGCUCUCCAUUCGUAUUGUACAACUAAUCAACCCCAAGAUACUUCCCGUUUCACAAAAUUACUACUAAGAUUACCUCCUUUACGAUCCAUCGCAUACAAGUGCCUUGAACAUUUAGUAUUUGUCAAAUUGGCAGCUGAAGACCCAACAAGUUGUCGUUUGAUCAAUCUUGUUGAACAUGGUGUUUGGCCCAUACAAGAGAAAAGCUUUGAAAUUGCAACGUUACCAUCCGAUAGUGCAUCUACGGACUCAGUGCCAAGUCAAAUUACUAUGGUCCCUACUCCUCAGUACAUUCAACAUCAAGAUGAUAAUUCACUACCAACCAGUAGUCAUUCUGAUCUCUCCUACACACACACAUUGCCAAAUUUUCAUACAGUUCAGAAUUAUCCGUUUUGAAAAUACAACUAUUAAAGGCAGGAGUCAACAGCUAGAAAUUUUCUUAAGCUCUCACAAUGAUAUAUAUCAGAUCUCAUGUUAUGCCUAUCAACUACUGCCUCAUCAUCAUUAUAUAUGAUUAUUAUUUUUAUUGAAUGAUUUUUCGAUCAAUUGUCUUUUCCAUUCUUUUUGUUUCCUUUUUGUAGUCAGUUUAGGAAAUGAAAUAUUUCCAAUAUUUAAAUUUGUGUGUAUGUAUAUCUUACAACUAAAAAGGUAGUUACGUAAAUAAAUGAGUGUUUCUCGAUACUCACAUGACCAUUAUGAAUUCCAUUCAUGGCUUUUUAUUCUUUGCCUGAAACCUGUUGCUCACUUUGAGAAAAAAGUUUGCUUGUUAAUUUUUUUCUAAUACUCAAGAUUGUUAGUUCAUGAUUGUUGAUUUUGUAUAGUUCUCAUAUGCUUGUAUAUAUAUAUUUAUAUAUAUGUAUGUAUAUUUUUUUAAAGAGUUGUUUUAAUGCGA